AUGCCCAGCUCCCUCGGCCAGCCCGACGGCGGCGGGAGCCCGGGCGGCGGCGGGCCGGGGGCGGCGGCCGGCCGGGACCCCAGCCCCGCGCCCCCGGCCCCGCCGCCGCCCCCGCCCGAAGGCGCCGAGGAGGCCGCGCCCGCGCCCCGGCCGCCGCCCGAGCCCGACGACGCGGCCGCCGCGCUGCGCCUGGCGCUGGACCAGCUGUCUGCGCUGGGGCUGGGGGGCGCGGGCGACACGGACGAGGAGGGGGCAGCCGCGGGCGGCGGAGACGGCGCGGCUGCGGGGGGCGCGGACGGCGGGGCGGCGGCUGAGCCCGCGCCCCACGACGGGCCCGAGGUCGGCGCUCCCUUGGCCGUGGCUCCCGCGGUGACCGUGGUCUCCAGUCCGCUGUCGCUUCUGGACCCCGACGUGAGCCCCCCGCCGCCGCCGCCGCCCCGGCCGUCGCCACCGGACGUGUUCGCGGGCUUUGCGCCCCACCCCGCGGCCCUGGGCCCCCCGACGCUGCUGGCCGAGCAAAUGAGCGUGAUCGGUAGUCGGAAGAAGAGCGUGAACAUGACCGAGUGCGUGCCAGUGCCCAGCUCGGAGCACGUCGCCGAGAUCGUGGGUCGCCAGGGCUGCAAGAUCAAGGCUCUGCGCGCCAAGACGAACACUUACAUCAAGACACCGGUGCGCGGGGAGGAGCCGGUGUUCAUCGUGACGGGCCGCAAGGAGGACGUGGAGAUGGCCAAGCGCGAGAUCCUGUCGGCUGCUGAGCACUUCUCCAUGAUCCGCGCCACGCGCAGCAAGGCCGGGGGGCUGCCCGGCUCCGCGCAGGGCCCGCCCAACCUGCCGGGACAGACCACCAUCCAGGUGCGCGUGCCCUACCGCGUGGUGGGGCUGGUAGUGGGGCCCAAGGGCGCCACCAUCAAGCGCAUCCAGCAGCGGACGCACACGUACAUCGUGACGCCCGGGCGUGACAAGGAGCCGGUGUUCGCCGUGACGGGCAUGCCUGAGAACGUGGACCGCGCGCGCGAGGAGAUCGAGGCGCACAUCACGCUGCGCACUGGCGCCUUCACCGACGCCGGCCCGGACAGCGACUUCCACGCCAAUGGCACUGACGUCUGCCUGGACCUGCUUGGCGCCGCCACGAGCCUCUGGGCCAAGGCCCCGAACCCAGGGCGGCGGCCCCCCACGGCCACGGCCAGCCUCCGCGGGGACAGUGCCCUAGGCGCCCCCAGCGCCCCUGAGGCCUUCUAUGCGGGCAACCGCGGGGGACCACCAGUGCCCGACACAGGCCCUGCCAGCCCCUACGGUGGUGCCGGCAAUGGGGGCUUCACCUUCGGUGGGGACGGCCCCGGUGCCCCCGCGGGGACCGCUGCCCCCGAGGACUGCGACUUCAGUUUUGACUUCCUGGCGCUGGACCUGACGGUGCCCACCGCUGCCACCAUCUGGGCCCCCUUUGAGCGGGCCGGGCCCCUGCCCGCCUUCAGUGGCUGCUCGGCCAUCAACGGGGGCCCGGCGCCGCCUGCAGCUAGCGCCCGGCGCAGCAGCGGGACCGGGACCCCGCGCCACUCACCCACGCUGCCCGAGCCCAGCGGCCUAGGCCUGGAGCUCCCACUGGCCCGCCGCGGCGCCCCCGACCCUGUGGGCGCGCUGCCCUGGCGGUCCCCGCAGGGCUCCCUGCCCUUCCCGGGUGGCACGGGUUUCUCCGCACCCACCUCACUGCCCAGCAGCGCCCCGGCAGCCUCCUGCUCCCCGCUGGACUCCGGUGCCUCCGAGAGCAACCGCAAGUCCUCGACGGCCACCGCGGCCCCGGUGGCCCCGGGGCCCCCAGCGGCAGUGGCCUCCCCGGCCUUGGCGCGGGAGUGCGUGGUGUGCGCAGAGGGCGAGGUGAUGGCCGCGCUGGUGCCCUGCGGCCACAACCUCUUCUGCAUGGACUGCGCCGUCCGCAUCUGCGGCAAGAGCGAGCCCGAGUGCCCCGCGUGCCGCACGCCGGCCACCCAGGCCAUUCGCGUGGAGACGGUGAGCCCGCGACCCUCAGUUCUUAACAAAUAACAGUAUUGAGUCGACAGGUUAAAAUAAACUAGAGAGAAAAGGUUUGCUUGCACUUUUAUACUUUUAUUUAAGACACCCCACCUCCAGGGUGAUCUUUCAAAAACAAAACAAAACAAAAAAACAAACAGGAUUUUUACAACUCUCGUGUGCUCCUUUUGUACGUAGCCGUUUUCUGAUUUGACAGUGUUUGUUGUCCCUGGCCUCAGACUGUACAGGCACUUCUGCGAGGAGGAUGGUGACAUUUUUACUCCCUUUUUGGGGCUAACCGUUUACCCUUUUGUAUGGCGGCUGUUUGUGGCCGGAGGGGGGUGGGGGGUGGGGUCCCGGGCGUCCCAACCAGAAAUUUCUAACUUUUUUUUUUUUAAUUAUUAAUUCCCUUCCUGCUGUGGUUUCUGUUGUCACUUUUUAAAUUUUUAAAGUUUUUUUUUUAAUUUUUACUUUUACUUUUUACCUCGUGUAUAUGUAGGGAAUUUAUAGGGAAAUAUGUACUUUAUGGAAUAAAAUUUUAAGAACUAAAAAUAUAUUUUAUUUUAAAUAAAGUAAUGGACCUUUAAUCUUACACAGCUAAAUUACUGAUUAUAUAUUUGCUGAGCUGAUUUAAGGGUUAAAAAAAAUUGUAUCAAGAGUUUUAUUUUUUGACUUCAAAGCCUUCUUAAUAAAGUCUUUUUACUACAUGUGA
Molecule: messenger RNA, 2716 nt
Organism: Lemur catta (Ring-tailed lemur)
Lineage: Eukaryota; Metazoa; Chordata; Mammalia; Primates; Lemuridae
Gene: MEX3D
Product: mex-3 RNA binding family member D
Exons: 3
Coding region: 1-2037 (678 amino acids)
Molecular function (GO): RNA binding
Source: RefSeq, a predicted model, not a curated record